Messenger RNA from Symbiodinium pilosum, 432 nucleotides. The record is from the annotation of a GenBank genome assembly. Lineage: Eukaryota; Dinophyceae; Suessiales; Symbiodiniaceae.
AUGUCUUCUCACGGUGAAAUCUGGGUCUGGGGUCGCAAUGACUACGGGCAGCUUGGUAUGGGAUUCGAAGUGAUGCGGAUGCGGGAGUUCUGCGUGCAUUAUCCUUUCCUGAUGCGAAACUUGCCCAUGGAGGGCCACGUUCUGCGGGAUUUUGCCUGUGGCGACCACCACAUCGUAGCAGUGACGAGCGCAGGUGCGAUCUACGAGUGGGGAGACAGGCAAUACUUCGAACCGACCUCCAUCACUUUGCCGAGCCGCUACCAGGAAGGCCUCAAGGGUAUCUGGAAGGUGGCAGCUGGAGCGAGUUGUUCAUUUGCCUUGUCAAUGGACGGGUCACUCUACAGCUGGGGCCGCAAGUCGAGCGGCUGCCUAGCGCUCGGUGAUUCCUGUGACGACUGGGUCCGAAGGCCAGUACAGAUUCCGAGACCCUGA